This is a messenger RNA of Cryptomeria japonica (Japanese cedar), 1997 nucleotides long. RefSeq names its product protein S-acyltransferase 18. Gene Ontology annotation, biological process: protein targeting to membrane; peptidyl-L-cysteine S-palmitoylation. The coding region runs from base 73 to 1803 and encodes 576 amino acids. Lineage: Eukaryota; Viridiplantae; Streptophyta; Pinopsida; Cupressales; Cupressaceae. The record is from RefSeq and is a predicted model, not a curated record. Gene Ontology annotation, cellular component: Golgi apparatus; endoplasmic reticulum. Gene Ontology annotation, molecular function: protein-cysteine S-palmitoyltransferase activity. The transcript is spliced from 9 exons.
AUAUUGAAAUUCAAAGCAAAAAAUAUUACCGUUGCAGUUAUAGAGAGACAUUGCAUGGAAUAGAAGCAAGUGAUGUUAAUCGUUUUAUUUGGAGGAAGGCUAAGGAGUGAAUUGAAACUAAAAUCUGAGAAGGAAGAAAUAAUGAGGCAGCAUGGCUGGCAACGCCCUCUACACAUGUUGCAGCUACUGGGAAUGGGAAUAUAUGUGGUAUUGGUAUUGGCAUUUUACUUGUUUUUGGCUUCGUUUCUGGGAAACAAUUCUUUGGAGACGACUGCAACUAGUAUGUUCUCGUUUGUGGCCUUUUCUGUGAUGGUUCUAUUUCUGAGAUGUUCCAGCAUAAACCCAAUAGACAAAAGUUGUUUGGAAAAUUCGGGGACAAAAUCUUCAGUGACUUGUUCUGGGCAGCGGCAGAAGGCCCAUGUACUUGUAACUCAGUUAGUUGUCAGGUAUGUGAAGAAGACUGUAAGGUGUGUAAAGAAGAUGGAGAAAAAAGCUCUUCAUUCAUGUAUCAGGAGGAGAUAUACAGAUCCAUGGAAGAUGGAGCUCAAUUUGCCCUCUUUUGUUACAACCAACGAGGGUAUUUCCCCUAGGCUCACUGAAGGUGACAUAACAUUCUGCUCAUUCUGCAACCGAAAGGUUAAAAAACACAGUAAACAUUGUAAGAGCUGUGAUAAAUGUGUGGAUGGGUUUGACCAUCAUUGUCGGUGGUUGAACAACUGUGUUGGAAGGAGGAAUUACACUACGUUUUUGCUACUUAUGGCUUCUGUCCUGAUAAUGCUCUUACUGGAGGGAGGAGCAGGGCUUGUGGCCUUCGUUCGAUGUUUUGCAAACAAAAGAGGCAUAAUGCAUGAACUUGAGUUUAUGUACGGACACAGAUUCCCAAGAUGGGUAUUUGCAUCUGUGGUGUUUCUCAUAAUUUUACUUUCGGCGUACGCCUCUGCAGCCAUAGGACAGCUUUUUUUCUUCCAUAUUGUCCUCAUAAAGAAGGGAAUUCGAACCUACGAUUAUAUUUUAACAAUGAGAGAAGAAUGCAGUACAGAAGAUUUCUUGGAUGAAUCUGAUAUUCUGAGCACGCCAUCAUCUCCUGCUUCUUCAGUCGAAAGUUUUGAUGACAACCACGAAAAAUCAAAUUUCUUUGCAAAGUUUAGUUGCCUCUCUAAGCAUCAGAAACAUUGUGAAGAGACAAGACUUAAGCAUGACUUAGAAUCGGAAGUGCCUAAAACCCAAAAGCCAGCCAAUGCAAAUAUAAAUCCUUGGAGACUCAUCAAAUUGACCAAAAAUGAAGUAGUGAAAGCAUCAGAGAGGUCAAGAGAAAGAUCUUCUAUGUUCAAGAGCAAUAGCUCAUCAGAGGAAUAUGGCGACCAGAGUGAAACCGCAAACAUCAACAAUAAAGCACUGUUAAUGCCUCUCCCUCAAGAGAGGAAAUGUGGUCCAGCCAUCAAUGCUUCGUAUGUAGCGCUCCCCGCUGCAGGUGAAAUGGAAGCCAUGCCCCUUCUGAUGCAGAACUUGAACUUGCCCAAACGAGGAAGACACCGUACCUCUGCCUCUGAUUCAUAUACUUCCCUCUCCCUUCCCGUAUUCUCUUCAACAUCCAUUGCAUCCCCAAGACUGCCAUGCGCCAGAGAUAGAGUAACAAGUAAGAGCUUAUCUUUCACAACUCCACUGUUAUUGCACCACAGGACAAACUUUGACCUGGGUAUUACAGAGGUUUCAGCUCAACUUGAAACCUACAUUUCAAAACAGGUUGUCAGCUCUCUGUUCAGGCAAUCAAGGGAAGACGGAUCCCCUGUUCCUGUUCAGUAAAAUGAAUCUAAGGAAUACAGAGCAGGAUAAAAAAAUUUGUACAUUUUGGAUAAGGCAGACCAGGAUUUUGUAUUUUGAAUGUUUGCCGCCUAUACAGCGGAUAGAAUUUUUGAGAUUCUCUGUUGAGAAUGUAUAACUUCAUUCUUUUCUAUUCUUUAUAUUUUACCAUACUCAAAUGUUCAAAUUUCAGGUGU